Molecule: messenger RNA, 2366 nt
Organism: Eubalaena glacialis (North Atlantic right whale)
Lineage: Eukaryota; Metazoa; Chordata; Mammalia; Artiodactyla; Balaenidae
Gene: L2HGDH
Product: L-2-hydroxyglutarate dehydrogenase
Exons: 11
Coding region: 131-1831 (566 amino acids)
Molecular function (GO): (S)-2-hydroxy-acid oxidase activity; (S)-2-hydroxyglutarate dehydrogenase activity
Source: RefSeq, a predicted model, not a curated record
GCCGCUGGGCCUGCCCAAACGACAGUUUUCCCCAUAAUCAUGCCGACUUUCUCCCGCGGCCCCGAGUCCGCUCGGCGGUGAAGAUUGAGGACGCCCGACUCGGCGGGCCAGAUUUUCAGUCAGCCUAGCGAUGGGAGAAGGGAAAGGGCAGAGGGUAACCACCACCCUAGACCCGCCCCACCCGGGGCCUAGCUCCUCUACUCACAGCUUCAAAAAGAGAGAGCGACCUAGCGUCCCCAACGUCUACGGCGGCGCCGCCCUACCCUUCGCCCUCCGCCGCGCGAGUCCAUUGGCCACUGGCGGCUGCUCUCACGUGGGGCGAAGGCGCGCCCCUCAUUGGCCUCUGCCUGGGGGCGGGGCUAGAGAGCGCCUGGACCUGGGCAGUGUAGGGCUCAAGGGCCGGCUUCUGGUGCUUGAGGCGGGGGAGGAGGCGCAGGCGAUGGUGCCGGCGCUACGUUACCUAGGCAGUGUCUGCGGACUGGCCCGCGGGGGGUUUCCCGGGGGCUUCUCCGCGGCGUGCGCGCCCGCGCCGGGGAAGCCCUGGCUGUUGUGCCAAGGUGGCCGCAGAGCCAGCACCAGCUCAUUUGAUGUAGUCAUUAUUGGUGGCGGAAUUGUGGGGCUUGCCUCUGCCAGAGCACUCAUCCUGCGACAUCCAGCUCUUUCCAUUGGUGUUCUGGAAAAGGAGAAAGAUUUAGCUAUUCAUCAGACUGGACAUAACAGUGGUGUCAUACAUAGUGGAAUUUAUUAUAAACCUGAAUCUCUGAAAGCUAAGUUAUGUGUACAAGGCGCAGCCCUCAUCUAUGAGUACUGUAACCAAAAGGGAAUUUCCUACAAGCAAUGUGGCAAGCUUAUAGUAGCUGUUGAACAAGAAGAAAUUCCCAGACUUCAAGCCCUGUAUGAGAGAGGCCUGCAGAAUGGUGUCCAGGACCUGAGGCUGAUCCAGCAAGAGGACAUAAAAAAGAAGGAGCCAUAUUGUAGGGGUCUAAUGGCUAUUGAUUGUCCUUAUACUGGCAUUGUGGACUAUCGGCAGGUGGCUUUGUCAUUUGCCCAGGAUUUCCAAGAAGGAGGUGGCUCUGUUUUGACCAAUUUUGAAGUAGAAGAUAUUGAAAUGGCUAAAGAAAGUCCUUCAAGAAGUAAAGAUGGGAUGAAAUACCCAAUUGUUAUAAGGAAUACAAAGGGAGAGGAAGUUCGAUGUCAAUAUGUUGUGACAUGUGCAGGACUUUACUCAGACCGUAUUUCCGAGUUGAGUGGCUGCAAUCCCAAUCCGCGAAUUGUACCAUUCCGGGGAGAUUACCUGCUCUUGAAGCCAGAAAAACGCUAUCUUGUAAAAGGGAAUAUUUAUCCAGUCCCAGAUAGCCGAUUUCCUUUCCUAGGAGUUCACUUCACACCAAGGAUGGACGGCAGUAUUUGGCUAGGGCCGAAUGCAGUUCUUGCCUUUAAACGAGAGGGUUACAGACCCUUUGACUUCAGUGCCAGAGAUAUUAUGGAUAUAAUUAUCAAGAGUGGCUUGAUUAAACUGGUGUUCCAGAAUUUUUCCUAUGGAGUUAAUGAAAUGUACAAAGCCUGUUUUCUCAGUGCAACAGUGAAGCACCUUCAAAAGUUUAUCCCUGAAAUUACUGUCAGUGACAUACUUAGAGGUCCAGCUGGAGUAAGAGCCCAAGCCCUGGAUAGAGAUGGAAAUCUCGUAGAAGAUUUUGUAUUUGAUGGAGGAGUUGGGGUUAUUGGAAAUCGCAUUCUUCAUGUGAGAAAUGCACCUUCCCCUGCUGCCACUUCUUCCCUUGCAAUUUCUGGAAUGAUUGCAGAUGAAGUACAACAAAGAUUUAAAUUGUAAAUAAUGAAAGGAGCUAGCCAAUGAUUACAUUGACUGAGCUACCUCAUCAAUUAAUUUGAAAGGCUACACAUCAUCAGCUCGUGUUACAGAAUAGCACAUCUCAGGUGAAUAGAUUAGACAGUUCUUCAACACUUGGGAUGAGAAUACUGAAAGCAGUUGGAAAGUAUUCACAGAGGAAACAAGCCCUAAUGGUUCUUCAUAACAACUGAUUCCUCCAAGAAAUGUGAUACACAGGGUAUUUUCUGUUUCAUUGCAAGACUAUUAAGAGAUGGAAAAUAUUACAAUUCUCUAUUUCAUUAACAGUAAGAUUGCAUAUACACUAAGCUGUGAAAGACUGAAGUUAUAAAAAUAACUACCCUAAUUAAAGCAACCCCCAUUCCAUUUGGGUCUUUACCCCAAAAAAUACAAGUGAAAAAAUUAUUGAAAGCGUUUUGAAUGUGUAGAUUAUUCUAUUUGUAAAACGUUUUUAUUUAUGUCAAUAGAGUUUUGUUGUGGAAUAAUGCUAUAAUAUUUAAAAGUUUUGUGUAUUUCUAAG